This is a messenger RNA of Chilo suppressalis (striped riceborer), 2272 nucleotides long. Lineage: Eukaryota; Metazoa; Arthropoda; Insecta; Lepidoptera; Crambidae. The record is from the annotation of a GenBank genome assembly.
UUACCUUUCUCUAUGACUCGUACUUGCUCAGUGUCUGUGACUAUGGCGGCUGCUCUGUUGUCAAAUAAUUUUUUUACAAAAUUAUUAAAAAAUCGUGCAAAACAUUUAUCAUUAGCCACUAAUUAUCGAAAUAUAAUUUAUAGUAAACCAAAUUUAAUUUGUAAGCAAUGCGCGGUUACAAGCUACUUCAGGCAUUACUCCUCGAACCAACAAAACAGUUCUGUAAGCGGAGAUACGGCUAAAAAUGUUCUUGCUGCAGUGUUGGCAAACAAACCUAAGACUGGAAAAAUACCAGUUGGUAUCCAAAAACGGGACUGCUUUCACCCAGGUGCCUCUGUUUUGUCUCGUGAAGAUAUAAACCUGGGGGAUGUGAAGCCAGUGUCGGGAGCUGAUAUGAUUAGGGGCAUGCUGGCGUAUAUAUGGCCAAAGGAUAAUGAGAUGAUCAGGAAACGCGUGCUGCUAUCUCUCUCCCUCUUGUUUGGCGCGAAAGUCAUAAACGUUAGCGUCCCCUUCCUGUUCAAAUACGCCGUGGAUGAGGUGAAUCAAGCGACGAUGACACCAGCAGGAGAUGCUUUGUUGGGCAUGGCAACAGUUCCACAAGCAUUAGGCACGGCUGCAUUUAGUUUAUUAAUCGGAUAUGGCAUAGCGCGAGCCACAGCAGCCGGUUUCAAUGAGCUACGCAAUGCAGUAUUCGCCACUGUGGCUCAGCACUCCAUAAGGAGAUUGGCUUGCAACGUAUUCACGCAUUUACAUAAACUCGACUUGAGCUUCCAUUUGGCGCGGCAGACGGGAGCAUUGUCUAAGACCAUAGACAGGGGAUCGCGCGCCAUAAACUUCGUCCUGUCAGCGAUGGUGUUCAACAUAGUGCCAACAGCGUUCGAACUAGUCUUGGUUUCGACAAUUCUGGGCUUAAAAGGAGGAAUGGCGUUUGCGGGUCUAGCGUUUAGUUGCGUAGGCGUAUACGCGGCUUUCACACUAGCAGUAACACAGUGGCGGACCAAAUUCAGGGUCCACAUGAACAAAGCAGAGAACGAAGCCGGCAACAAGGCCAUAGACUCACUCAUCAACUACGAGACCGUCAAGUACUUCAACAACGAGAAAUACGAGCUAGAAAAGUACGACGCUAGUCUGAAGAAAUACGAGUACGCUUCUUUAAAAACUGCCUCAAGUCUGGCGUUGCUCAACUUCGGCCAACACGCUAUAUUCAGCGCUGGACUCAGCAUGAUAAUGAUACUGGCCGCCCAAGAGAUCGCUAAAGGCAAUAUGUCCGUCGGCGACCUGGUGAUGGUGAACGGGCUGCUGUUCCAGCUGUCCGUGCCGCUGGGGUUCCUGGGCUCCGUGUACCGCGAGGUGCGGCAGGCGCUCGUAGACAUGCACACCAUGUUCACGCUCAUGGCCGCGCAGCCCCGGGUCCCGGAGAUAGACAAAGCGCCUCCCCUAAUGGUGGACACGAAGAAUUCAACCAUAGAGUUCAGGAACGUGAACUUUAAGUACAUCAAUGGAAAGCCGAUUUUCAAUAAUUUGAAUCUGACUAUACCCGCGGGAAAGAAGAUCGGCAUUGUAGGCGGUUCUGGCAGUGGGAAAUCAACGUUGGUGCGUCUGUUGUUCCGUUUCUUUGAGCCGCAGUCCGGUGAGAUUCUGGUCGGCGGACAGAAUAUUAAGGAAGUAGACAUGGCCAGCCUGAGGAGAGCUAUCGCUAUCGUUCCACAGGAUUGCGUACUGUUCCACGACACGAUAUAUCACAAUCUGCAUUACGGCGACCUGUCCAAAUCCCCCGAACAUGUUUACAACGCGAGCAAGAUGGCCGAAUUGGACGAGUCAGUCAGGACUUGGCCAAAGGGUUACGACACUCAAGUAGGAGAACGCGGUCUGAAGCUAUCCGGCGGUGAGAAACAACGGGUGGCCAUAGCUCGCGCCAUUCUCAAGGAUUCUCCUAUUAUUGUAUUUGACGAAGCUACCUCCAGUUUGGACUCUAUUACUGAGCACGCGAUAUUGCAGGCCCUCCGCGCUGCGACAAUAGGCAGAACCUCUAUAUGUAUAGCGCACCGCCUCUCCACUGUCGCCGAUGCCGACGAAAUAUUCGUACUUGAACGGGGCAACGUCACCGAGAGCGGAACCCACGACCAGUUGCUACGGAACCCUAGCUCCCUCUACUACAAGCUGUGGGAGAAGCAGAACCGAGACGUGCCGCUGCCUAAGUGAAUUAUUGAGUGAAGAAAUUUAAGAAAUUCAUCAUCGACAAUGGAAUCCUUGACCAACUACUGCGGAAUCC